GUCCUCUGCUCAAACAGCUGUGAUUGAGACAGUGUGCGGUUGGGCUCUUCAGAGACACACGAGCGGGACAAAAUGGGAGUGGAAAUUGAGACCAUAACCCCCGGAGAUGGGAGGACUUUUCCCAAAAAAGGACAGACAUGUGUGGUGCAUUAUGUUGGCUCCCUGACAGAUGGACGGAAGUUUGACUCUUCCCGUGACCGUGACAAGCCAUUUAAGUUCAAGAUCGGUAAACAGGAAGUGAUUCGUGGCUGGGAAGAAGGUGUUGUGCAGAUGAGCGUUGGACAGCGUGCAAAGCUGACCUGUUCACCUGAUUUUGCCUAUGGUAAUAAAGGCCAUCCUGGGAUUAUCCCCCCAAACGCCACUCUCAUCUUUGAUGUGGAGCUUCUCAGUUUGGAGUGAUCUACUAGUGCUCUUCAUUGCCUUUUCUUCAUUUUUAAUUAUUUGAUAAAAGUUUCAAGUGCCAGAAGGUUUAGUGUUAACAUUGCAAACUUAAAUCAGGUUUAUAAUUUAUUUAUUCAGCAUCCCACCUUUAAAAUUUAGGGACAUUUUAAUAAAGACAUAUGGUACAUUUUAUAAUAGAGGCCUUGUUUCCACUUGGUAUUAACAUGUGUUUCAGUUAUUCAAUCACAAGUGUCAGAUGCAUUACUAUUUAUUCCUGCUAUUAUUAAGUGCAGAUACUCCUCUCAUGAUGAAAAGUAGCAAUUAGUGCAAUCUAUGAGUGCUAUUGAAUGAAUGAAGUCAUGCUAGUUGGUUAGUGUUCAUUCAAGUGUGUGUGUGUAUAAAAAAGGAUAUGGAAGCCAACUAUGAUUUUCGAUCUUAAUCCAAGGGUUUCUGUUAACACACUUAAAAAUGACAAUCACUCAUUUGUCAAAAAUCAGAAAGUAUGUGUUAUUUGUGGCAUGCAGUCGACUAAAAUUUCACAGGAAAGCAUAAUGCGAUCAAAUUGUGUUUUUGAGUACCUUCAAAAGUGUUUGAAACAUUUUAGACAUUAGUUACACCUGUACUGUACUGACAAUACAUUUUAAUACCAGGUUUAAACAGGACCAUAUUCCUCAGCCAUUAUUUGGUCACAUUACAUCACAAAUAAUUUUUCUAACUUUUAUUUCAAUUUAAAAUACUUUCUUUGCAAUUUGUACACAAUCAACCAAAUCGCCUAAAACCUUGCAACAGCUUAAAUCCUAAACUUGAAUCCUUAAAGGAGAUCUUUUUACAAUAAAGGGUCCCCAGUAGUUUGAGUUCAAAAUACAUCACAGAGCAUUUAUUAUAACAUGUAAAAACAAAACCACUUUUUUUGUGUGACUCUUUAAAUGCAAAUUAACUUCUGUUCCCUUUUCAGAAGUAGGUGAAGCCUUUACAGCCUCUGUAUUGGACCCCCUAAAGGCUAAACAUCUGUUUGGUUUUAUCAUGUAUAUUGCUCUCACUUGACAUUGCGAUUAUUCAUCAUUAUGAAAGUUUACUAUCUGCAUGCAUUUUAAAUUUCUAAAGUGUCAGUUUGAACACACAUUUGAGGUGCACGUAAACAGACAGAAAUCAUGUAUAUGUUAGAUCUAUGUAUUAAAAGGACAGUGUAAUAUACAAUGCCUACUUUAGUUUGAACUGUUAAUAUAAAUUAAACCACAAAACAGAAAAGCACUUGCUGUUCUUGACAGAAUAAUGUUAGUUGAUUAACAAGAAUAGGAUUCUGUGAUUAUUAAUGAUCUAUGAUGAUUGGGCAGAUCAUUAGCAGUAGUGGACUUGUGACGUCAUUGUAGGGGGAAAUCUGAAACAGCAUUUUUAGACAUCGCUUCUGAUUUAUUUUCACUAUUUAUACACACUGUGAACACAUCAGUGCAAUCAUCAUGUGAAUAGGAGUUUUGCAUAACAGGUCCCCUAAAAUGAACCGUUGGGGUGUCCAAACUCGGUCCUGAAGGGCCGGUCCUGGAGAGUUUAUCUUCAACCCUAAUCAAACACACCUGAACCAGCUAAUCAAGCUCUAUAUACUAGAAACGUCCUGGCAGGUGUGUUGAUACGUUCAAACUAGAGCUUGAGUGUGCUCCAGAGUUUGGACACCCCUUGUUUAAAUUGUAAUCUUUUGUGAUUUCACUCACUCUGUGAUUGAUGUUGGAUUGAGAGCAAGUAAUAAUGUGACUGUAGAAAAAUCAAAUAUCAAAGUCACCAUAUUAAACUGAAUUAGAACGUGAAAAAAAAAAUUGAUCUUAAGGAAGUUAACUUGGGGAAAUUUUAAUAUUUAUGUUUUACAUUGACAAUUAAUACAUUCGAUUAAUAAUUUCUACAUUUCAAAUCAAACAAGUACGCAAUUGUCAAUUUAGAAUUGCUUGGAUGGAACAGAUGGAUUUACACUGAUUUUGAUUGGUACAAAUUCUUGUACAGUUCUUGAAAAAUCCUUGUGCCUCUUUGUAUGUUUGACACCAGAAUACCACAGGUAUUUUUAAAUUUACAAAGUGACCAUAUGAACUGAAAAUGUGUCAUCAUAUCAUUUAAUCACUGUAUGAUAGACCAGCCUGAUAUGAAAAUUCAGAAGUGAUAAUCCUACUAUUUCUGUUCAUUUAUUUUUUUCUUUGCUGUAUUUUGCUAACAUGCAGCUCUUUGGAAAUGAUUUGAAUGUGUUUACAGUGCUUUCUGUGUGUAUGAUUAGGUUAUGUAGUUGAGUAGGUGGCACAUUUGGCACCAGAGCACUGGAUGCAUGCCAGUGCUUAAGGAUUUUGUGAUCAUGUUUCACUCACUAGUAUUGUUUCAUUAACUCCCAAUACAAUCAGUUAUUUACUAAUGUAAUACAUGGGCACUUGUGUUCUACUGAGCUGGAACAAUUUGUUCUCAGUGAUGGAAAAUGACUGAAAAAGAAAACUGGGGGUUGUGGCAGAUUGUGUCCUGUCAGACUACGUGCCAUUAAUAUAUUCUGAUGCUAAAUUUUUUGCAGCCAUCAGUUGUUAAUGUAGACCAUGCUGCCUAGAAAAUGUAGUUAAUUAGACUGGAUGACGAUACGGUGACAGUACACUUUUUUAUGUAUUGACAAAAAACUACAUAAUUGAGAUGAAAUCUGCAGGUGCAUAAACACUUGAGUGGAUGCUGUUGAUGUCUGUGAUUACAGGUCAAGCAUCAGAUAUAUUGCUUUAUUAGUUCUGUAAUGCACUGUAUUUAUGUAAUGUCAUAGAGACAAAAAAAAAACAAUAAAAUAAUUAAAUGUGCUAUGAAGUGAUUUUAUUUGUUUUGGA
Molecule: messenger RNA, 3212 nt
Organism: Danio aesculapii
Lineage: Eukaryota; Metazoa; Chordata; Actinopteri; Cypriniformes; Danionidae
Gene: fkbp1ab
Product: FKBP prolyl isomerase 1Ab
Exons: 4
Coding region: 73-399 (108 amino acids)
Molecular function (GO): peptidyl-prolyl cis-trans isomerase activity
Source: RefSeq, a predicted model, not a curated record